Labrus bergylta (ballan wrasse) is the source of this 6166-nucleotide messenger RNA. It is a transcript of the gene umodl1, whose product is annotated as uromodulin-like 1. Lineage: Eukaryota; Metazoa; Chordata; Actinopteri; Labriformes; Labridae. Gene Ontology annotation, molecular function: peptidase inhibitor activity; protein binding; calcium ion binding. The record is from RefSeq and is a predicted model, not a curated record. Gene Ontology annotation, cellular component: cell surface; extracellular region.
CUCACCAAUCUUAUCACAAAUAUCACAUGGAUUAAGCUAAGAAUCUACCAUCUGGCUGCCAUUAUUUGUUUGGUCUAUCAGGGACUGAUGUUGCUGCGAGGGGAGGAGAAAGACAGAGCCACAGAGGAGUUGGUCUUUGAGAGCACACACUCUGAACAGUGAGUUAGCAUCAUUUCAAAGAGAAACAUGCACCUACAAUGUGGUGGAUUUUGAUCUGUGAAAAAUGAGUUGGAUUCUCUCCAUGUGGGUGGCCGCAGCCCUGCUGGCUCUGUGCAUGGGAGAAAGCACAGUGCUUGAAGGAAUGAGCCAGCCUGUGUCCGGCUUCCAUCUGUGUAACCACAAUGAGACGAGGAAUGUGAGUUUCCUGACGAUUCACAAGGUCCCCUACACCGUGACAAAGCAGUGUGGAGACUGGCUCCUGCUGAAGACAUGUACGGUCAAACUUUACAGGAUGCUCCAUCAGACCGAGUACAGGUCAGUGAUGGAGGAGGUGACCAGGUGCUGCGAUGGAUACGAGCAAGUUGGACGUUACUGUGCCCUGCCUGUAAACAGGAGCGGGGAGUUUACUGCCAAGCCAGGAAUUUGUCCAACUGCAGAUGGAUUGGAUGCUGGAUCUGAGGAGGCCUGUGAGUGGGACAUGGACUGUCCAGGCUGGCAGAAAUGCUGCCACAGAUUGGAUCAUUAUCUCUGCACCAAUCCUGCACGUCCAGCUAAUAACUCUGAGAGUGAAGGACGCCGUUUUAAUGCCACAGUGACAGUGAAGGCAGAUUACCAACAAGUGAUGUCCAAAGACGGAGACGGACAUCUGAAUCACAUCAGAUUACUACAAGCCAUGGUAACUGGAGCGCUGCAGGUGGAUGUUUCUGUUUAUUACCUGGGCUCCCGGCCUGUUCAUCCCUACAGAACUGCCACCUCCCUGCUCAUUGAAUGCAACAGCACUCUUUCCCUGCACAAUGUCACGGCUGCGCUGCACCUUCUCCUUGUGUACAUACAGGAGGUGUCAUCUGUUACAGUGGAAGAUAUAAACGAGUGCUCACAUCCUGCUCUGCAUCAGUGCUCCCUUCAUGCAAACUGUACCAACACAGAGGGCUCCUAUCACUGUACCUGCCUCCAAGGAUACACAGACGAGGACCCCAGCAACCCUGGAGCUCAUUGCAGAGAUGAGUCGACGACCAUGGAGCCCACACAUUCCUACGUUCCACCCAUGAACACAACCUACACCCCGGCCUCCGACACCACACAGGAGCCUCUGAAGAGCAGCACUGUAGGUUUUGUCUCCUCCACAGAGAUCAUCGUGACUGCAGAUCUGAGUAUGAGCAGCGUCUCCUCCAGUUCCUCACAUGCUCCACAGUGGACAAGUCCUGCACCUCAAACCACCAUGAGGUCAACCGUGGAGUCAACCCCCCCAACAACCACGUGCUCUCCUUCAAGCGUCUCCAGCGUAUGGUCGGCUGAAGUUACUGGAACUUCCUUUUCCGUCUACUGGUCCAGCCAGUCUCAGACGAACCAGACUUUCCAGGUUGUUGUAAGCAGGGGGUCGGACGUCGUUCAUUUUCAUGGAACCAGUGACACAAUGAUGGAGGUGCAGGGACUGAAGCCUGGGGUGCUCUACAAUGUAACCGUCACACCUUGUGCCUGUGGAAGCCAAGGGGGAACAUUUUCGAUAUCUGUCAAGACUGAUGCUCAGACUCUUGACGCUACAGCACGACUGACCAACAUCAAUUUCACUGCUGAUCUGCAAAACACCAGCAGCCAGGCGUUCAGAAACCUCACUGAGAGUUUCACAGAUGAGAUCUACCAGUCGCUCUCUGCAGAGAUGAAGGCCAUGGUGGAUUCAGGCCUGGUGAGAAUAGUGAUCAAAGGCUUCUCUCCGGGGAGUGUGGUGGUCAACUUCACCCUCAUUGUCACCCCGAGUCAGAGCCAGGACAUCAGUAAUGUGUCUGCAGCUGUGCUAAACUCCCUAAAAAACAGCACCAAAUACACCGUGGAUAUAAACAACACAAGCAUUAAUGAUUUUGAUGAAUGUGCUUCAGGGGAAAAUGACUGUUCCCAAUGGGCUACAUGCACAAACACAUGGGCCUCCUACACAUGUGUCUGCCUGGAUGGAUUUAUAGACCAGAGCACAGAAAGGCCAGGGAGAGCCUGCCAAGUCAAAACUACGGGGACAACGACAUCUGUGACACCCACAAUAUUCUCUACAGUUAGUACGAUCCCUUUCUCUCAAUUAACAACCCAGGCCAGUGUUGUAGCUUUAACCCCUGGAACCACCACUCCAGGGGAAACCACUGUCAUUAAAUCAACAAGUGACACAGACACAUCUACAACACUAGUUUCAACCACUGGUCCAGUCAAAGAAACAGCUGUUCCAGUUGUGAUCCAUGUGCAAGUGACCACCGCUAUGACUGUGACCACCCCUAUCCUUAUAACCACAAGUUCUACCCCAGCAACAACCACUACUCCUCCUAGUACCGCCUUUUUGACCACUGAAACCACCACUCCUGCAUCAAUGCCCACCACUCCUACAUCAAAAACCAGCACUCCUGCAUCAAUGCCCACCACUCCUACAUCAAAAACCAGCACUCCUGCACCUGCAACUACCAUUCCUGCAUCAACGCCCACCACUCCUGCACAUAAAACCACUCCUGCUCCAACAAUGGCCACUACUGCGCGUAAAACUACCUCUCCUGCAACCACAACCACAGCAUCAAUAACCACUACUCCUAUGCUUAAAACCACCAUGACUUCCCCAACACUCGAAUCAACAACUGCCACCCCUGCAUUAACAACCACAACUGCUCCUAAAACCACCACUCCUAUAACUCAGACCACCACUCCUGCACCUACAGCGACCACUUCUACCCCCAAACCCCCCACUACUGUCGCAACAACUGCCUCUUCAACCACUACUACUACCCCAAAAACUACUCCUCCUCUAACCAGUACUCCAGUGAUGACAACACAGACCCAAAUCAAAACCACUAAAGUCCCAACAACAACUACUGCUCAUAAAACGACUACUGCCCCUAGAAAACCCGCUACUCCCCAUAAAACUUCCAAAACUGUCUCAACAACCUCCGCUAUUCCAAUGGCAUCCACUACUUCUAUCCCUAAAACCACCAUCAUCACUACAACCAUAUCUCCUGCCCCGAGUACUACCACCAAUGUCUCUAUACUUGGAGCCAUCUCGGCCCAGUGUAGGGCUGCUGCCAUCACAGUGACUGUCGCCAAAGGUUUCCUUCAGAGCGCCAACAUCAGGGAAAGCACUCUUUACUUGGGACUGCCUGAAUGUGGUCUAAAUGUAAGGAAUACCACCCAUGCAGAGCUAACCGUGGCUUGGAAUGAGUGUGCCACCAGGCUUGUGCAAAAUGAAACAUUCUUCACAGCAUCUGUGACUUUGUUUAACUCCAUGGAUCCAUACGUCUUACCCAGUGGAGCAGUGGAGGCUCCAAAGUUACGACUGGAGGUUCCCAUCGUGUGUACCUACAUGAAGAGCAUGCUUAUCUCCGCUGACUUUGGUUCAACAGGGUAUGACAUGAUCAAAGAUGUCAUCACGGGCUCUGGGGUGUUCCAGGUGACAGUGCAGCUGAUGAACGGCACAAUACCUCUGCCCCACAACUACAGCAUGUCGUCAGAGGAGGAUGUGGUGGUGGAGGUCAGCCUAAACACCUCCUCCGAGCAGAUUAAAAUAGUCAUCAGCAAAUGCUGGGCCACUCCCACCCCAAACCCUGGAGACACCUACAGCCACACCUUCCUGGAGAACAGCUGCUCCCUGAACUCUUUCACCAAAGUGCUGACAAACGGGAACUCCAGCACAUCACGUUUGUCUGUCAAGAUUUUCUCCAUCGUCGACCUGGACGUCAUCUAUCUGCACUGCCAGGUCCAGAUCUGUGUGCAGAUGGGAUCAGAUACCUGUGUGCCCGAUUGUCUUCAAAGAGCAGCUCGGUCUUCAAACACAAUAGGGACAGCUUUGGGCACAUUCGGGCCGAUACUGAGGUCAGACGAAGAGUCCCUGGAGGAGGAGUUCAACACUUUGUACGUGGCCGGACUCGCCUGCAUUGGAAUCGGCGUUUCGCUCAUCUUCAUCAUUGGUUUCGUCUGCCUCUUCUACUACCAAAGGAACCGAAUCGGACACUACAACUUCAGCGUCAAACCCAAACAGGAGAACUUCACCUACCUGGUCUUCAACACCUAGAGUGGCUGGCUGCAACGAGAGGACAUUUGGUAGGCUGAUACCUUCUAGUUACCACUGGGUGUCGCUGUUGCAUCAUUUAUUUAUUAAAUAUCAAACAUUGCAAAUCUUUGCACAUUCUACAUUUAACAGAGAUUAUAUUCACAUUUCACCUUCACUCUUCAUAUACAUAAUAUAUUAAAAUAAUAUAGUAGAUGUACACUGGACUAUAGAAUAUGGAGUCUUUGAUUUUUCCUAAAUAGUUAAGAGAUCAAUAAGGAUGAAAUGCAAACACUUUGUAGAAGUUUUAUUUUUUCUAUUCAUAAAAAAAUGAAGACCAUAUCUGUGGUGCAUUGUGGGAUUUGUAGUGCAUUCUUAAAGUUGAAUGACUACAUGCAUAAAGCUGUUUGGAUGACUUCAUCAACAGUGAUUUAAUAUUUUAGAUAUUACUCAUAAUAUCGUGAGUUCAGGUAUCUUAUUGAAGCUGUUGACUUGUUUUGGAGACCGUCUGAUGGUACUCAUGAUGGUUCAUGACUGACCUCGACAAACAUCAGAAAGGACUCACGUAAAGUGUGCGUUGUAAAGCAUGUAGUAACAUAAGGUUUAACUGUGUGUGUAAGUAAAGUGAAUGAAGAUGCAUCUAUGAAAAAUCAGUUUUAGGGCCAAAAAUGAUGAAAAAUAAAUAAUAAGAGGAGGAAUAUUUUAUACACCGUUAUGUUGAAAUUUAGAGAGGAAAAAGUCGACAUAUCAAGUCCAAAAUAAUUUUCAAAAUAAUUUUAUUGAGAAGUAUUGAGAACAGAAACUAGAAAUCAAGAGGAAAAAAGUCAAAAUGUAGAAAAGUAUUGAAAAUCAUUCUGAAAUGUUAGAUAUAUUUAGAUUAAGUCAAAAUACUUUCUGGAAAUAAAUUUAAAAUGUAGAGAAAAAAGUAAAACUAUGAAGAAAUAAAAAGAUAUCGAGAUUAAGUCGAAACACAACUUCAGAAUUUAAUUUAAAAUAUUGAGAAAAAGUCAAAAUCAAGAGAAUCUAGAUUUGUGAAAUGUUGACUUCAUUCUCUAAAUUGUAUUGCAAUUUAAUUCGCAUCAUUUCAAUUUUUUUUUCUGACAUUUAAACUUUAUUCUCGAGGUUAAGAAUUGAAACAAAUCAGAAUCAGAAUCGAGGUUUAUUGCCAAGUACAUUUACACAUACAAGGAAUUUGACUUGGUGUAUUGGUGCUAAACAAUUAACAAUCUUCCUCCUCUCUUUAUUCCUACCUCACGCCCAUGGCCCUAAUCCUCUCCCGUAAAUAAAAGAGAAUAAAACUUAAAUUAAAUAAUGAAAUCUUCAUUGUUUAUUUCAGGCUUUAUUUCCACUAUAGGAUAAAAUGUGUGUUUAACAACAUUCAACCAACAACAUUUUGAGCCUCUGCACAAGUUAAAUUCAUCACCAGCCGCUUUACACACUUGUGCCCACGUACAUGAGAGAAGGACGCUUGUGUAUGAAAACGUAUCUCACUUUACUUUCUACCAACAGUGAACCAGAAAGCACUACAGACAUGGUCUUCAUAGAAAGCCUUACUUUUUAAAAGCUGAGACUAAAACAGUUUACAGAAACAUGGGCUGUUAUAACACUUGAGUGUAAAUGUACCAAACUGACCUCAGAUUAUAAAAAGCACAUUCAUAAAUACCCGCUGACUAUGAUGAAUGUCUCACUAUAUUUGACGUUUGAAUUUGUAAAGGAACGAGUUUGCACUAAACCAGCUUGUUUUGCAUAUUUUUGCAUAUACGGUGAUGUAUGUAUGGUCAAAUAUGGUCGUGAAAUAUAGAAUCUGCAGUACUGUUCAAGCACAGUUAUCACUUUACUUUCUUUUAGCUGCUAUUUUUAUAAAAUAAAUGUUGUUUUUUGUACUUUGUAAUGUGUGCUGCAUGUGAAAUAUCUCCUGUUUUUAUUACUUGUUCAAACUUUUACUGUGUUGUAAAUGUUGUGACAAUAAAUACAUGUCUUGUAUGAGUUGAGACACAA